Messenger RNA from Oryza sativa Japonica Group (Japanese rice), 2473 nucleotides. RefSeq names its product exocyst complex component EXO70B1. Gene Ontology annotation, molecular function: phosphatidylinositol-4,5-bisphosphate binding. The record is from RefSeq and is a predicted model, not a curated record. Gene Ontology annotation, biological process: exocytosis. Lineage: Eukaryota; Viridiplantae; Streptophyta; Magnoliopsida; Poales; Poaceae. Gene Ontology annotation, cellular component: exocyst.
UUUACCGGCCCGACGGCGCGGUAAGUUCUGGAACCAACGCUGGCGAUUAAGCACGGCGACACGGCGACACCCCAGUGAGCUCUCACAGUCCCUCGCGUUGUCGCUGUCCGCCAGAGCGCCAGACCACCACGGCGUGCACCCUCCGCAACCGCAGCCACACGGAGGAGCUUCGCGGCCGCACGCCGUGAGCCAAACCCUUGCCGUCGGGGCUAGGCCGCCGGUGGGGAGGCUUCGGGAGGUGGGGUCCUGCCGGAGCCGCCGAUGGCGGAGGACGGCGAGGAGAAGCUGCUCGCCACGGUGCAGCACAUCGUCAAGACCCUGGGCCGCACCGACACGAUGACGGAGGAUAUACUGAAGGUCUUCUCCAACUACGACGGCCGCCUCUCGCUGGACAAACUCUACGCCACGCGGGCUGCGGCGGCGGCGGCGGCGGUCGCGGCGGCUGGAGGAGCGGGUGCUGGGGAGCACUCGGUGCCGGCGUCGCCGCCGAUGCCGCCCCCGCCCGCGGUUCCCCCGGCGGUGGCGGCGAUGCCGGCGGUGACGUCACUGGAGCGGACCGUGCGCACGCUGGACCGGCAGAUCUCGCAGUUCGUGACGAUGGAUAGGCUGAUUUGGGCCGACUCGGCGGACGCGGACGCGUUCCUGGAGGCGGUGGACGACCUAAUCGGCACCGUGCAGGAGCUGGACGCAGCUGGGACCAACCGCGGGCUGCUCGACCGUGCCGAUGAGCUGCUCAGCCGGUGUAUGGCCCGGCUGGAGGAUGAAUUCCGGGCGCUCAUAGAGCGCCCCGACGACGUGGCGCCGCCAGCGCCCGGCGGGUUCGCUUCUGAUGAGAGCGAGGAGGAGGACUACGACGCGGACGACGGCUACGGCGAUGAGCCAAUCCCAAUCGCCAAGCCGGUCUCGGACUUCGACGUGGUCAUCGACGCCCUCCCCCCGGGAUCGGUCUCCGACGUGCACCAGAUCGCGAGGCGGAUGGUGGACGCUGGCUUCGGCCGCGAGUGUGCCGAGGCGUACGCGGCCGCACGCCGCGGAUUUAUCGACGAGAGCGUCGCCCGCCUCGGCAUCCGUGCCCGCACUAUCGACGAGGUUCACUCCUUGCCGUGGGAGGAGCUCGAGUUCGACAUUGCCCGAUGGAUCCCGGCCUUCAAGAUGGUGUUCCGCAUCCUGAUCCCCAGCGAGCGCCGCCUCUGCGACCGUGUCUUUGACGGCCUCGCCCCUUAUGGCGACCUCGCUUUUGUUGCUGCAGUUCGUACCCAGGUGCUGCAGCUUAUCUCCUUCGGCGACGCAGUUUCUGCUGCUAGUCGUGCUCCAGAGCGCCUCUUCCGUGUCAUUGACAUGUAUGAGGCCGUGCGAGACCUCCUUCCUGACCUCGACCCUGUCUUUGCUGAUCCCUACUCUGCUGCACUUCGUGCCGAGGUCUCUGCUGUUUGCAACACCCUUGGUUCCUCUAUCAAAGGUAUAUUCAUGGAAUUGGAAAAUCUCAUCCGACGUGAUCCUGCCCGUGUUUCUGUUCCUGGUGGUGGCAUACACCCAAUCACCCGGUAUGUGAUGAACUAUCUCCGUGCUGCGUGUGGAUCAAGACAGACACUGGAAGAGGUGAUGGAAGGUGACUUAGGUGCUGUUGGCGGGGCAGCUAUUGCUGUUGAUCCCGAUCGCCCCACUUCGUCACUUGCAGUGCACAUUGCAUGGAUCAUGGAUGUGCUUCACAAGAAUUUGGAGACCAAAUCUAAGAUAUAUAGGGACCCGCCACUUGCAUCCAUAUUCUUGAUGAACAACGGGAAGUACAUUAUUCACAAGGUGAAUGACAGUGAGCUUGGGGUUUUGCUUGGUGAUGAGUGGAUGAAGCAGAUGAUGAGUAGAGUGCGCCGUUGGAGUUUGGAGUACCAGCGUGGGGCUUGGGCAAAGGUCAUGUCAGUGUUGCAGACGGGUGGUCCUGGCAUUGGUAGUCUCCCUGCAAAGGCCUUGCUACAAAAACUGCGGAUGUUUAAUGGCUACUUGGAAGAGAUAUGUGCUAUCCAGUCAGAAUGGGUGAUUGCAGAUGAGCAGCUGCGCGAGGAUGUUAGGGCAGCAAUAACAGAUUCUGUGAAGUCUGCAUAUAUGGGCUUGAUUUCAAGGUUGAAAUCAUCUCCGGAAGCUGCACAGGACUUGUUCAUCAAGCAUUCCCCAGAAGAUGUCGAAGCACGAAUCCAGCACCUGUUUGAAGGAGUGUCCAAGUGAUUAUUAGUUCAUUAUAGUCACUAUGCUUCUAUAGCUGUGAUUUUGGUGUCAUUGUUGCUGCUAUGGUGGAUAUCUGAACACUGGUGAUGCCAUUAUGUGUUUGGUGGCAUUGUUCCAUAAGGUUUACUUUUCAUCUUAGAUGAGAAAAUUAUGGGUUUCUUAAACUUUGUAAAUUAUCCUAGGUGUCUGUUUAAUUAUCAAUUGGUAAUGCAAUCUAAUUUAUGAUGUUAUUGAUAUUUCCUUUUUUGGCUUA